This is a messenger RNA of Hibiscus syriacus, 1023 nucleotides long. Its product is annotated as PRA1 family protein B1-like. The transcript has a single exon. Gene Ontology annotation, cellular component: Golgi apparatus; endoplasmic reticulum. Bases 134 to 790 code for a protein of 218 amino acids. The record is from RefSeq and is a predicted model, not a curated record. Gene Ontology annotation, biological process: vesicle-mediated transport. NCBI's taxonomy places the organism in Eukaryota, Viridiplantae, Streptophyta, Magnoliopsida, Malvales, Malvaceae.
CAAUCUACCGUAGAAUCGAUCGUAAAAAUAGACGAACAGCGUUAACCGCUUUCACAAACACUCAGAACGCCAUUGCUAGCAAACACAGCAGAACCCCACGCGCCACCUUUACCAUCUAUCUCACUCGCUACCCAUGGCGUCCCCCGCGACCAUUCCGAUGACAACCUCCCAAUCUACGCCGGGUACUGGCGCCCAAUCGCAGGCCCCGAUAGCCACGCCUGCGUUUCGCGCAUUCCUGUCGCGCCUUUCCUCAUCGAUCCGUCAGGGUCUCUCCCAACGCCGUCCAUGGUACGAACUCAUCGAUCGGUCUGCCAUGGGCCGUCCCGAUAAUCUAACCGACGCCUAUUCCCGGAUCCGCAAAAACCUCGCUUACUUCAAAGUCAAUUACAUAACUCUACUCGUGGUGGUGCUCGCUUUCUCUAUCCUAUCGCAUCCCCUCUCUCUCCUCGUCCUCCUCGGCCUCCUUGCCGCUUGGGUCUUCCUAUACCUCUUCCGACCGUCGGAUCAGCCUGUCGUGUUCUUCGGCCGUACGUUCUCCGAUCGCGAGACGCUUGGCGCUUUGGUGGUGUUGACCGUCUUCGUCGUCUUCUUGACCAGCGUUGGAUCGCUCUUGAUCUCUGCGCUCUUGGUCGGUGUCGCCAUCGUUUGUUUACACGGUGCUUUUAGGGUUCCAGAAGACUUAUUCUUGGACGAUCAGGAGCCUGCGAACUCAGGAUUCCUCUCAUUCCUUGGCGGCGCCGCCUCCUCUGCUGCUGCUGCGGCAGCCCCUGCAGUUGCCUCACGCGUGUGAACAACAGGUCUUUCAAGCAUGACAUGCUUAUGAUUUUUUACUGCCAACCCUUGUGAUAAAUGGAAUAGGAUUUACUCUUUAGAAUAUUCAAUUGUUGCUCUAUAUGUCCUUUUUAUGUAGAUUUGAAUCUGAACUUGGAUUAAGAGUUAGAUCUUAUGGUGUUUUGAUUUGGAUUCUGUAUUAAUUUCCUUCAGAAUUUUUAUUUUGAUGAGAUUUUGUUUUAAGUCGCUUAC